Molecule: messenger RNA, 1013 nt
Organism: Musca domestica (house fly)
Lineage: Eukaryota; Metazoa; Arthropoda; Insecta; Diptera; Muscidae
Product: guanylate kinase
Exons: 2
Coding region: 335-988 (217 amino acids)
Biological process (GO): purine nucleotide metabolic process
Cellular component (GO): cytosol
Molecular function (GO): GMP kinase activity
Source: RefSeq, a predicted model, not a curated record
CGCCCCCAAAAAUACUCCCAAAGUUUUAGAUUGAAGGACGUCAAGGACUCUUAAAGAACUGUGCUGUUCUUAGUUAUAAUUUAGCCGCAUCCCUUGCAGUACCUUCACGUUGUCAGUGUCCGCUUCAAACUGUUCCAAAUAAGUUCACCAUUGCACGCACCUCUAAUUAGAACGUCUACAGCAUUUAUUCAUUACACCCAGAAACGACUAACCGUCAACAGUGACAAAAACAGCAACAACAACUAAGCAACUUAGCAUUUAAGGCAACCAUUCAAAUCAAGAAAUCUCCCAAUCUACUUAGUACUUGUAAUCCCUUUGCGGAACAUAUUUAAUCAUGAUAAGCAUUCUUUUCAUUGCCAAUAGGCUUUUGAGCACUAUGGCCAAACAGGGACCCAGACCAGUUGUUAUUUGCGGACCUUCGGGUUCGGGCAAGAGUACUCUCUUGAAUAGGCUAUUCAAAGAGUUUCCCAACACAUUCGGCUUCAGUGUUUCGCAUACAACUCGCAAACCCCGACCGGGCGAGGAGGAUGGUGUCCAUUAUAAUUUUGUCGAACGUGAAGCUAUGGAGAAGGCCAUUGCCAAUGGCGAAUUCAUUGAAUCGGCCACAUUCAGUGGCAAUAUGUAUGGCACUAGCAAAGAAGCCGUCCGCAAGGUACAAAAUACCGGUAAAGUUUGUAUCCUAGACAUUGAACCCCAGGGCGUGGAACAAGUGAAAAAGACCGACCUUAAUCCCAUUCUAAUCUACAAUAAUCCACCAUCCAUAGAGGCAUUGGAGGAGCGCUUGCGUAAACGUAACACCGAAACCGAAGAAACACUGAAGAAGCGUUUGGAUGCUGCUGCCACCGAGAUUGUUUAUGGUCUGACGCCCGGUAAUUUCCAUAAGAUUAUACAUAAUGUUGAUAUCGAUGAAGCCUAUGAGCAAUUCCGUGAAUUUAUUGUGGCUGAAUUGAAGGCUCAGGAAGCUGCCGGCAUUACCAUAUGUUGGUAAUGUUCUUGGCGCACACAAACACACA